Halteromyces radiatus is the source of this 1715-nucleotide messenger RNA. Its product is annotated as major facilitator superfamily domain-containing protein. Gene Ontology annotation, biological process: transmembrane transport. The transcript is spliced from 8 exons. Gene Ontology annotation, cellular component: fungal-type vacuole membrane. Gene Ontology annotation, molecular function: transmembrane transporter activity. The record is from RefSeq and is a predicted model, not a curated record. NCBI's taxonomy places the organism in Eukaryota, Fungi, Mucoromycota, Mucoromycetes, Mucorales, Cunninghamellaceae. The coding region runs from base 255 to 1505 and encodes 416 amino acids.
CUUUCUCUUUCGCUCUUUUUUCUUUUCUUUUCUUUUUUUAUUACGGUAUGAAUACAACAACAACAACAAGAGAAAUUAAUACGAUCCAAAAAGCUGAAUCCUUGAAUACUGUAACAGAAAAUGAAAAAAUCACUACAACUACUGGAGAAAUAGGUGAUGAAUUGACACCAGUAGAAAGUAAGUAGGAUGAAAUAAAUAAAUAAAAAAUAUUGAAACUAAUCAAAAAAAAAUUUUUUUUUGAUAAAAUAGAAACAAUGUCGAAUAAAGAUACCAUAUGUUCAAAUGAACAAACAAAAAACAUUGUUGUUGUUGAUGAUGAUUUUGAGGAUGGAGGAUAUGGUUGGUUUGUAGUAAUGGGUGCCUUUAUGGUUCAGGUUACUUCGUUUGGUGUAAUGCAAGAAUAUUAUCAAGAAAAUUACUUUGGAACAUCACAACAGCUUAAUCUUAGUUUUGUCGGAACUAUUGCUCUUAUUUUUACAAAUAUAUGUGGUCCUUUGGCUCAGAUCCUAACAUCUAUGUGGGGAUAUAGAAUUGUCAUGAUUAUUGGUACUUUAUGUGUUUCUUUGGGUUUGAUCUUGGCUGGUUUCUCUUCUCAAAUUUGGCAUCUAUAUUUGACUCAAGGCAUUUUAUUUGGAAUUGGUGCCUCAUUGAUGUAUUGUACAAUCAUGGGUGUGGCUCCAUUAUGGUUUAAUAGAAGACGAGGGAUUGCACUUGGUAUUACUGCUUCUGGAAGUGGUAUUGGUGGAUUGGUGAUUCCUUUUAUUAUGACCCCUAUCAAUGAAUCAUUAGGACCUGGAUGGACAUAUCGUAUUCUAGGAUUCAUUUGUUUGGCUUGUGAUUUGGUGGCAGUUAUACUCGUUCGCCCAAGAGUGCCUGUUCCUAGACAACGAAAGCGAUUGGGUGAUAUUAUUCAGUUAAAUGUAUUGAAAGACGGGAACUUUUUAUUAUUCUGUAUAGGAUCUAUGGUAGCUCUCCUUGGAUACUUUAUUCCAUACUUCUUUUUACCUUCCUAUGCUACACUUAUUGGAUUAUCAAAGCUUCAAGGAUCGGCUCUUGUCGCCGUAAGUUCGGCUUGUAAUUUCAUUGGUCGGAUUCUUGCUGGAUUAUGUGCUGAUCGGAUCGGCAAAGUGAACACCAAUAUCAUUUUUACAGUACUAGGUGGAUUAAGUAGCUUCCUUAUCUGGACAUUUGCAACCAACUAUGGCACACUGAUGGCUUAUUCCGUGGUAUUUGGUUUAUUUUGUGGAUCUUAUUUCGCUCUUUUAUCACCCAUCACGGCUCAACUUUUAGGAUUUGAACGUUUUCCCACAGGUUUAUCCACGAUGUUGAUCUCAAAUGUGGUAUCUGUCUUUGGUCCUAAUAUUGCUAGCGCUAUUGAAAAUGGUGUGAGUGCUCCUCCUUACUUUACAUACAAGAUGUUCUCAGGCGCUGCUUAUAUCACUGGUGCCCUUAUUUUAUGUAUCCUCAAGUUACGACUUAGUAGGAAUAUCUUUGCCAAAUUGUAAUAUAAUUACAUUUUAGAAUGUUGUAGUCUAGUACCUUUAUAUAUUAUAUUUAUACUCUUUUUUUAUAUAUACAUAUACAUUUUUGAUGAUGGUAAUGAUGGUGAUGUAAUAAAUUCCCUUUCUUUUUUUCUCAUGUCUCAAGUUCAAUUGUAUAUAUGAAUAAAUCUGUUGUAGAUCCUAUCCUUUUUUUUUUUUUUUUUUUUUUUUUUU